Naegleria lovaniensis is the source of this 423-nucleotide messenger RNA. RefSeq lists its product as uncharacterized. The transcript has a single exon. Bases 1 to 423 code for a protein of 140 amino acids. Lineage: Eukaryota; Heterolobosea; Eutetramitea; Acrasida; Naegleriidae. The record is from RefSeq and is a predicted model, not a curated record.
AUGCAAGAAAAUUCAUCUACACGCCUGACCUCCCUUCUAUCAUGGCUAGCAAACUCUGUGUUGUCAAUGUUCACAACACAACAUACAAAUCAAAGCAAUCAACCCGAAUCUAUUUCAUUUAAAGAAAAUUCCAACACUCUACCUCUUUUUCAAUUGUUGGAUCACAAAAAACAACAUCAUCGUGAUGUGACAAUGAUGAUGAAACAAUUACCACCAAUUAAUUCCGAUGUGCUCAGAAACAAACAAAAUUCUAUUGCCAAACAACAGUCAAAAUAUACUGGUAAUAUGGGAAUAAUUAUGAUGAAAGGACACAACAAUCCUGUAAGCGAUUUAAUUGAUUCUGAAGAAUAUUCCUUACCAUAUCUUCAUGAGCAAGCUAAUGUGUUAAAUACAAUUAUUAAGAACCGAGAUGGAAAUUUGUGA